Ictidomys tridecemlineatus (thirteen-lined ground squirrel) is the source of this 1322-nucleotide messenger RNA. RefSeq names its product mas-related G-protein coupled receptor member X2. The record is from RefSeq and is a predicted model, not a curated record. Gene Ontology annotation, biological process: G protein-coupled receptor signaling pathway. Gene Ontology annotation, molecular function: G protein-coupled receptor activity. Gene Ontology annotation, cellular component: plasma membrane. NCBI's taxonomy places the organism in Eukaryota, Metazoa, Chordata, Mammalia, Rodentia, Sciuridae.
AGUCUUAAGAAUCAGAGAUCUUGCAGCAGUUGUUCAUAUCUUUUUUGUAUUCCCAGCAGCACCAGCGGAGGAUUCAUGAGCAUGGAUACAGUCAUGCCAACCUGGGAGACAGAAACCACCUCAAUAAAUGUCAGUUUUCAAUAUAUUCUUCCAUACUGCUAUAAGAAGAAUCUUAUCCUGGCUUUCCUGUCCCUCAUCAUUGCCCUGAUCGGUGUGGCAGGAAACGCAGUUGUGCUCUGGAUCCUGGGCUUCUGUGUCCGCAGGAAUGCCUUCUCCAUUUAUAUUCUCAACCUGGCUGCAGCUGACUUUCUCUUCCUCUGCUUCCAGAUCAUAGACUUCCUGUGGAAAAUCAUUAACUUCUUCCAUCCCAACUCCAUCGCCAUUCCCACAUUCAUCAUGGUUGUGUCAAUCUUUGCCUAUCUUGCAGGGCUAAGCAUGCUCAGUGCCAUGAGCAUUGAGCGCUGCAUGUCUGUCCUUUGGCCCAUCUGGUACCGCUGCCACCGCUGGAGACACACAUCAGCUGUCGUGUGUGCCUUGCUUUGGGUCCUGUCGCUGUCACUGAGCAUACCUGAAGGGAAGAACUGUGGCUUCCUGAUUAAGUGGUAUGACUAUGAAUGGUGUCAAACAUUAGAUUUCAUCACUUCCGCCUGGCUGAUGGUUUUAUUUGUCACCCUCUCAGGAUCCAGCCUAACCCUGAUUGUCAAAAUCCUUUGUGGCUCCCAGAGAGUGCCACUAACCAGGUUAUAUGUGACCAUUGGGCUCACGGUGCUGGUCUUCCUCUCCUUUGGCUUGCCCUUUGGGAUAAACUGGUUCCUCUUAUCCUGGAUCCUGAGAUAUGAUGUUAUUCCUUGUGGAUCCUAUUGGGUUACAGUUGUUCUGUCCUGUGUUAACAGCUGCGCCAACCCCAUAAUUUACUUCUUUGUUGGCUCCUUUAGGCAGCGGCGGUGGAAGCGAAGAACCCUCAAGCUGGUUCUACAGAGGGCCAUGCAGGACACCCCUGAUGAGGGUGACUCUGGAAGCAGGGUUUCAUCAGGAAACCUUGGAGAGUAAGCAACAGUCUGGGGCAACUCACAGGAGCCUCUGCUUUAAUCAGACACAUGUGAUUCUGAGAGCCUUCCUGGCCCCAUCAGUAUAGGAGAUGCUCAGAACCUGGUUCAGUUGGUUACCUAGUUUUAAAUCAGGAGAUAAUAAUUGUCCAUAUCUCCAGUGUGACAGGGCUGUUAAACACUGAUUACUGUGUCUCUCUACCUGCCUUACUCAGGUGCUUUACCUCAUUUGCUUGUGAGACUCAUCAGCUCAGGGGUCCAGGACUGCUUCUACUU